UGUCACAAGUAGCCGUUCAUUCUGUGACUUUUCUGGAUUGGCUUAAAGCAACGCUAUCCCCGUUAUUUAGUUAUUGCGCGGUUGACGCCUUGCGUUACAAGUGAUACGGUAUGCCGAGCUUGCCCCGAAGACCCUAAGAGUAGUACAUUUCGGUUCAUAUCGCUGGAUCAGGCGAGUGUUUAUCCUUUACCGUCGAGAACUCGGUCGAAGAAUUUCCGGCUGGGCUCGAACACAGAGUAUGUGAACCACACUACACAAAUAUUAUGUUUACCUUGGAGAAAAAACUACAAGCUACUACUACUACUACUGGUCACCGAAGAAUUUGAAUUGGAUCCCGGAGGGCAAUUAGCGCAGCCAGCGAUCACACAAUGAGUGAAAUUCGUAAAUCAGAAGGAUUCACCUUGUUGGUUCUCGAGGUUUUAAUAAUCAUGCUAAAUACUCUAGCAAUUAUUGUGAUUGUCCGCUUCAAACAGAAAUACAAUCCAGAUAUUUUGAUUUUCACAUUGGCCGUUGCAGAUCUACUAAAGGCGCUCAUUCCACUGAACAUGACUCUAGUAGCAUAUUUGAGGGGCAACGAAAUGAAGGAAGGAUCGCCGUCGUGUAUGAUCUUUGGUUGGACAGCUUUCACGCUAAACUGUGGAAUAAUGCUCGUGAUGACAAUAAUGGCUAUUGAUAGAUAUGUUGCGAUGUGUAUGCCUUUUAGGUAUAAGGAAUAUCUCCCGAAAAAACGACUUAUUUACAUAAUCAUUGGAGUCUUCUUCUUCAGUGGAGCCCACUCCAUGUUGCCUUUGACAGGGAUCGGUAAAAUGAGGUCCUAUAGCAACGGCAGCUUUUGCCAUUUUGACUUCGAUUCCACGAGACCUGCUAGUAUGGGUUACAGUAUCUUUAUUCUGGCCCUCGGAUUUUCGAUGCUAGCUGUAGUGAUAUUUUGCUACACACGUGUCAUGUAUAGCGUCAAAGGAUUAAUGCGUCGCCAACGUCGAAUGUCCACAUCCACACAUGACAUAGACGGUUCAGACAAGAAAAGACAACAGAUGAACCGAAUGUUCGCUCGUCUUAUGAUUGUUAUGAUGGUGGCCUUCUGUGUAUCGUGGCUUCUCUUCUUGGUAAGUUUGUAUAUGACUGUGUAUUUUUUUAACCUUUGAUUAACAUCCUUAGCUAUCAUGUGAUGUGGACCGUUUUCAAGGAACCUUCCCGAUUUAGGCUAUUGUUAUGGAUGUAUUCUUCACGAUGAAAGCAGUUUUCAAAGCAAUGUUUAGUAUUUUCUGAGUUUCUCCAGAGUGAAAUCGUUAUUAGGGUUUCGUUGGGUUUUGCAAUGUUUAUCAAUUGAUCCUUUAAGUUUUAGAAAUCAAACGAAUAUGACACGACAUCUUUCGAUUGUUGGUGCAAUCAUUCACUUUCUGUAUGUCUCGAAACCGUUCGUCGAUGAAGUUCUUCGUAAACCUGCUCAGGCAAAAUAUACUUCCUUUUGUAUCUUCAUUUUAUAUCCCCACAUGUGCAAACUGAACUCCUAGGCCUAGUUCUAUUAUCAUAAAUGAAAUCGUUGACGACGGGGAUUCUGAGAAUAUGCAUGGCAACAAGCAAGUUCUUCGACUGACUAGACAAAUACAGCUAACUGCUAUAAAUAAAAUAGAAUAGUUCGCAUGCUAUUAUUUUCCGUAUGUGGCCUAACGCCAAUAUGUAUAGAAAACGAAAAAGCGAGAUCCAAACUAAAUACGCUUGAUUAUUGUUGAAAAGAGCAACCGAAAAUCAUAAUAAUGUCAGAAAGGCUAUUGAAGCUGAAGUUUUAUGCGCAAAACCUGACAGAGACCUUAAUGUAACCUGAACAGCCUUCGCAUCUUUUGCAUUGCAAAUAUUUUUCUUACUCGCUGCUCUGUAAUAAGUACCCUGAUUGGUUCCUGUUGUUUUAAUGUUUUUCCUUUCAUUUCUUAAUGGUGUUAAAAUAAAUCGACCAUUUUAGCUGACAGUUGGUGACCUGUAAAAGACGCUAAGCUGAACUUCGCCCAGAAUAUUGCGUGUUGAAGGUUGAGGUCCAUUCAAUAGUCUCAUUUGUCGCGUGUUUCUCAGUCUUCUUCGCUAAGCGACUAUUGGUAAAUUGUGACAGUUGGAAAAUUGGCUCGACAUCAAGCCGAUCUUUGCUCAGAAAAUUGCGUGAGAAAGGUCGAGUUCCAUUAAUUGUCUCAUUUGUCUCAUGUUUCAAUUGUUAUGACAGAAAACAGAUCUUCCUUCCGUAUUGUGUUAAAUGAUACACAGUUUGCAUUCCCUCCGUUUUGAAUAAAAGCGUUAUCAAAGGAACGCUGUGGUUUCUGCUUUCCUGAUAACCCAAAGAAGAUGCUCUGUAGUAAAUGAAUGUAUAUCCUAGAUGUUUAAUCUGAUAUGGAGAGUAACGUAAACCAAUUUAAGAAUCCUUGGUAUUUUAACAAACACGGGUGAAAGGGCCCGCACGUCCGGAACUUGUCCCACUUUGCAUUGUAUGAAGCAUUAGAAUAAUUUAGUGCUGUUUACCCCCAGCACUUUUUCAGUUUUACCCUACAGGCCGCCAGUGCCUAUCUGUAGUCCUAGGUAUGAUGAGGCCUUGUUAGAGUAAAGUGUCUUACUGAUAAACACAGCACAGUGACCUAGCCGAGGAUCGAUCAGAACUGGAUACUUCGAUCCAGUUCGGUAAACAUCGGGCCAACCUGCCUGAACAGUAUCUUCAAGGUUUUCUCAUAUUUUGACUUACGUUUUACCUUCAACGAUUUGAUUCCAUAUCAUUUUCUGAAAAGCAAUGUUCUUAGACAAAGACGGGAAAUAAAUUGAACUUGACUUAGACAUUUGAAAACCAUCGUCUAAAAUUAAUUCUGGAAUCAUUAAACCCCAUUCUAUUUCAAUUUGUCCUAUCCUAAUGAUACCCACGAACACUUUUAAAAUAGCGCUAGAUAGAAAGAUGAAACUCCUCCCAUCUGCGAGAUUGUUAGAUAAAGUUGUGUCAAAACUUGGAUUGUCCGCUUUUGGGAAAAUUAUUAAACUAUACUUUGUAACAAUAGGAUUUUUAGUGAUUUUUAGUUAUCGAGUUCCUUCAUGCUUACGCUCAAAAAAAAUACAAUAUUCCACAUAGAAAACUUAGUUCAGCAAAGCGUAAACGCUACCAGUUCUCCUUCAGUCACCCGUAAACAGUUGUUGUUAGUGUUAAACUGUAACAGCCACCUGUCAUGUCUUUUUGUGUAACUGUUAUCCACCGGAACUCUUUAAAAGUAAUUAAUGUUGCAAAAGGCGAAAUUCCUACUUAGCCAAUAGUUUAGUAGAUUACAUGAUCCUUUAGAUUAUUCAUGGCAUUACGUUAUCCAUGUACGUUAGGUUUAAAUAGGACUGUUCUGUAAAGCUUAGCGGUUGGAGAAGUAAGAAGAGAAGAAGAAAAGAGAAGGAAGUAGAACGGGGUCGAACCAGCUCUGGCCAGGUCUGUUCUGGUCAAAAUUGUAGUCGAGCUUGCAGAAUAAAUCUACGUUGGAGCCAACCCUGUUGUCGUUAGUCAUUCUCUCAAGGAUAGUCAGCAGCCGUAAUAGAUUCCGGUUACCUUCCCGCAGCCAGCGAGUGCCCCCAAGGAAAGGCUUUACCCAGAAAGAGUUUUUAAGAGUUGUCCCCGUCCGUCCGUUCAUUUGUGAAGGCAAAAAACCUGUUUUCACAACUUUACAAAAACAAAUAACAGGGGAUUUCAGUAAAAGUUUAUUCAAAAUUAUGAUUGAUACUUCCUUGUUUUCGCGUUAAGGGGAUUGCUGCCGCAAUGUUUGGAUUAAGUGAACUUUUGACUAGAUGUUGCUUGGAAUAGUUUGGAAAUAAGUCAACACAGAGAUUCUUGAGCUCAUUUAAAACUAACAGAGAGCCUAAAAGGGGCUAUGUAAUUGCGUCCUCUAUGAGCAUCUCCUAAGCAAAAACUAACAGAGAGCCUUAAAGGGGCUAUGUAAUCGCGUCCUCUAUGAGCAUCUCCUACGCAAAACCACUGGUAAAACAAAUAAAGUGAGCGCAAAUACUACUACAUGUACCUUUAGUUAAGGGAGUGGUUAUUCAUGCAUGAAUUUGAUGAGCAAAUUUCGAAUUUCAUAUAAUGUGAAAAUGUUUAUUAUAUUUUAAGCGGUCGUUUUGAUUGAACAUCGUAAGGGCUUCAUGGAAAAGUGAUCAUCUUUUUCUUAUCAGAUCGUCGUUCUUCAACACGUGAGCGGCUGGUUUGAAAUCCCUCCUUUGGCACACUUCUGGUCGAUGCGGUUAGCUGUUUUAAACUCUGUUUUAAACCCAAUCAUUGGUGCAGCUAUGUGCAAGCCGUACAGGAGAGGAUACUUGUUUAUUAUAUGCACAUGUCUUGGCUGCUGCUGCAGUUUUCGCUAUAACAUGAAAGGUAUGCCAAAUACAAUGCACACCCACUUCCAGCUGGGGAAACGUCAACUACGAUUUUGUGUUUGGCCUUAGUGUUGUAUAUGAAGGUUUAGGUAUCUUAAGAUGGUAACUUGGAAAAACAAGCAAGGAAGAACACAAAACAAAACAGAGAUAGUGUAAUAAGCCGAUACAUUCAAAGCUAACCCUGCUUUCCGUCAUCGGGAAUUCAGUGUUUGUCACCGUUUGCCCUGCGAGUAAGUCUCGUUUCCAAAGUCUUAUGAAACUGUCAUCCUCUGAUGCUAAGUAGAAAUUAUGAAAAUUCUUUAGCCUCCCAGCGGUGUAGAUUUCGUAGGAGUGACACAACAACCUGGCAAUCUCGAUGAAAAUCAAACUCUCGGAAAUCAAAAAAUCAAAGUUCUAUUAUUUCACUGAUGAUGUUGAUGGUGGUGCCUCCUUUCAUAACUAGGAGAAGUUUGUCACCUCAUGCAAACAUCUUAAAGACCUGUAGAGACACCUCUUGUUGAAUAAUGGAUUGGUUUAUAGCGGAGCUCGCAGAGUGUAGCCCCAUAAUUGUACAAAAUAGUAGUAAGCCAUCAAGCCGAAAAAAUUUGGAUGUACGACCGUACGACCGUACAAGGCGCUACUUUUAACAAGCGUGGUCAAUUGUACCGCGACGCCACGGCUUUGUCCAGUAGUCCUGUGGUCAGUGCACUGGGCUCCGAGUCGGACGACCCGGGUUCUAGUCCUGGCCGGGGCAAGGCGUUGUGCUCUUGAGACGUGCGGGAAAAAAAAAUGCGAGCUCCGCUUUUAAGCUUGGUUAAAUCUAUAUAUUACACGUGAACGUUUAAACCACCCCUACUUGUGGCGUGACACCAUCGUAAGUGGACAACCAUUUUUAUCGCUGUCAUCACACAAUCGUAGUUUACCACCUGCAGGCAAAACUCCUCUUUACGUCCAUACACGUGACCAGCCCCACAGACCAACAAGGUUUUCGAUUAUGAGAUCUGCAAUUUUAAUUUUUUAUCAUAUUUUCCCUAUCUCAAUAUUUUCAGAUCCAUGGAAACACACCAGAAGAUUGUCCACUUGCUCACGGACCAGCUAUGUAGGAGAUAAAAAUAAACCAGGUAAAAGCCCGACCGAGAGCGACAAAAUCAGGAACGUGCCCUCUUUUACCAGCUAUAAUGAUUCUGGAAUUGAUCCUGACAGCAAUGAAUACGAAGGGAGCUUCGGGUAUCAACAGGCUGAAAUUGUGAAUACUACUUGUGAACUGGAUAAUACUCCUGCCACACGUCAUGCCAAAAAACGGCCCAGACUCACCCAGAAGCGCAUCUCUUUCAAAGAUGAGGUGGAGUUGGAAAAAUUAGCAGAACUGGCCCUUGGGGAAACCGAGGCGCAGAAUGAUACCGUGGGAACAUCCGACUCACAACAGUUCUCAAUGGCAUCUUCAGUUGAUGUUCAAAGAAAUCUAGUUAUCACCAGAUCUAAUGAUAACUACAAAGGUAAUAGGACUGAAAGGGGCCUCAAAAAUACCUCUGAUGAAACCCAUCUAAUUGCAGUGUCUAUGGGCACAGAAAGUGUAAUUCAAGUUAGUUCAGAUGAGAAGCAGAGGGGGAAUCGAGAUGCUUCUGGUAAAUAACGCGUUAGAUCGUAUAAUAUUGUUUUAGAGAAGCAACAGUAGGAAAAGAAGAAUAGUCCUACAGCUCUAAAACAAACUUUAUUUUGAAAAACAAACGUGCCCGUACCAACACACACAAAGAGUUACACUUAACAUUUUAAGUACAUGAAACUGAAAAAAAAGUUCUAAAUUCACUGGAAACUAGAAAAGGCGAAGUAUGCUCCAGAAAGCGUGUAAUUUUUAUCUCCCCUAUUAAAGCGCAUAGUGCAGUUAUGAAACUGAAAAAUAUCGCAAUUUUUCUAGUGUCCUGACUGGUCCCAAUCAAGGGUAUUAGCUCAUAUGCCGUUUCACCCAAUAUGGAAAAUAGUACCGCUAAAUGUCACAAGCUGAGUUUCUUUUUUGGCUGCAGUCGAACGCUUGUUUCGAGCAACGAAAAAGAAGUAAAUAAAUAUUAAUCAAUUCCAUCUCUUCUAAUCAAACCAUGUAACUAGGUUUUUCAUGGAAAUCUUGUUUCCCAGUAAUAAGCCUGGAAAAAGGAUUAUAUGCAAACAAUUUCUUGUCAAAUCGUGGUCAGUAGUCGAAGAAUGAAGAAGAAGGAAAAGUUUCUAUAUCAUGUAAGGGACCUUUACUAGGAGCGAAUUCCCAUCCUGUGCGCUUCUCAUUGAUUAGUGUGUUUUUUUAAUACUUUCUGUAGGAAGCAAAGAGAAAUUAACAGAGGACACUACACCCAACAGUCACUGUAACAACGGAAGUAGAACAUAUUUAAAUGGACACAUGAAGUCAAUGGAAGACAAAACUGGAAAAAAUUAUGUAAACUCUAGGAAUAGCUUUUACCAAGAGCAAUCACACAAACAUUCACCAAUCCACACAAUCCAAGUCACUCAUUUUGGAGUUGACAAGAACUCCAAUAUAAACACAGCAACGUUGAAAUCACCAAUUUUGACCGACAACCAUAGAUCAAAAUCUCCCUCCGUUUUCUUGCCAUUUUCACCCAGGAGUAGUUCGUUUAUUGAAAGGGUUCGGAGGACAUCAGCGCCAGAGCGGAAGCUGCGAUCUCAGUCACUUUCAAAGGACGAUGGUUCACUAGACGCGCCCCUUUCAAGCUGUAUUGAAAGUAUUUCAAAGAAAACAAAGCCAAAAAACUACGAUUCAACAAAGAAACAACGUGGUACUGAUCUAAGAACUGGGGCAUUGUUUGACAUUCGGAGAACUAAAGCUGAUGAAGAGCUGUCAUUGGACUUCUCUCCAUACCUUGGUAAAUGUAGGAGCUUCGAAUCAGUAUUAAGCAGCAGCGACCAACGCAGGUUAGAUGAGCCAGAGUUCAAGGAUCUUAUCGUAUCACCUCGUCGGGGACGUUCAUAUACUGUCAACGAUGAACUUUCUCAAGGGCUUUGCAACCACAGCUAUUCUGAAUCUGAUCUCACCUCUACUUCCCCAGAGACAGUUUUCCUGACUGAAACCCCCUCAUCUCGAGGACACAAGGCAUCACACACAACUGGAGCACAAGGUAAGAAUCUCAGAGAGCAAUGCAACGUUCAGCUUAAAGAUCCCUGUAUAUAAGGGCGACAUAAACUUCACGUUACCUCAGUUCUGAAAAGAAAAGAGGUCCUUUCUGGCCUUUCCUUUUGGGCAUUGACAACCCGAGGUAUCAGGAGAGGUUAUCCAUAACAUGAAUUAGUGAGUCUCUGGCACCGUAAAGCAUGCAUAUGCACCGUUUCUUCCUCCUAUAUGCAUAUUAUUUGUAAGCAACUAUUGAACCAAUUCAUUCUCCUCUAGCCAUGGCGGCCAAUCAUUCUCAGUUCAGUUACUCGAUUUCUUACUUUGUAAUUUUCAGGGGAUGCAAAAAGAUAUCAAAGCGGAGAACAAAUUCCACAAAACAUACUACCCUCACCAGACAGGAUUUACAGACAACUCAGCGAUUUGAAUAAAGAAGAACUUGCCGAAGAGUUCUUCUGUUGAGUUAUGAAAAAAAUCAGUUGACUGUCAAACCUUCACAGGCCAAUAUGGCCUUUUUAACAAAAAAGUGAAUGAAUUCUACUUUUCUUUCGCCUACGGCAUUUCUUGAUAUGAAGGAACACUGUGCUUCUGGAAUUUUCAGAAUUUUCUCUCUAGUUUGGUUGUUUUCUGGUUUCGCCUUUCGUUUCAGAAAUGGAAACAGCUGUUCAUCAUUAGCAUAAUUAAACAUAUUAGUUAAUAAAAGAUGGAUUUUUUAGCCG
This is a messenger RNA of Pocillopora meandrina, 8178 nucleotides long. NCBI's taxonomy places the organism in Eukaryota, Metazoa, Cnidaria, Anthozoa, Scleractinia, Pocilloporidae. The record is from the annotation of a GenBank genome assembly.